AAAAUGAUAUGGAGCCAAAGUACAAGGGGGAAAAGUGGAAUUUAUCCAUUAAAAUAUUACCAAUAUUCCAAUUAAUCAAAAAGCGUGAAUAAGGUUCAUUUCUGAAUAGUCGUUAUUCUUUUCCCAGCGACUUCCUAACCAAUCGGCCAAACGAUCUUUCGCCAGUUCUGAUAUUUCUCGAAUCUCCGAACUAAUACGAAAAUGGCGACUGAGCAGAACACUGUGCAAGUAUUCUGCAUUGGAACUGCUGAUACAAAGCUGCAAGAGCUUCGAUUCCUCGCCCACUCAAUUCGUUCCAAUCUCCAACUCUUUUCCCCAAAUUCUUCCUCAAAGUUGCUAGUGACAGUGGUGGAUGUAUCUGCAAGUCAGAAAAAUGUCGAGGGUUGUGACGAUUUCAAAUUCGUGUCGAAAAAAGAUGUUCUCUCUAGUUGUUCUGUAUCCGGGGAACAAAUUGAUACCUUUCUUCCAGAUGACAGAGGCAAAGCAAUUUCAGCCAUGAACAAGGCGCUUCGAUUUUUUCUGAAUAAAUCCCACGGUGAUGGUGUUCUUGCUGGAGUUAUAGGAUUGGGCGGUAGUGGCGGGACAUCUUUAAUUUCAUCUGCAUUUAGAUCCCUCCCCAUUGGAAUUCCAAAGUUAAUUGUGUCAACUGUGGCAAGUGGCCAAACUGAACCUUAUGUUGGAACAUCUGAUUUGGUGUUGUUUCCUUCGGUUGUCGAUAUUUGUGGAAUUAAUAGUGUGAGUAGAGUUGUAUUGUCGAAUGCUGCUGCUGCUUUUGCUGGAAUGGUGAUUGGGCAUCUAGAAACUUCUAGAACUUCUGCUAGUAGUGGUGGUCCUGCUUGUGAGAAGGGUACAGUUGGUAUAACUAUGUUUGGGGUUACUACUACGUGUGUCGAUGCUGUUAAAGAUAGAUUGGCUCGAGAAGGGUACGAGACUUUGGUUUUUCAUGCUACCGGAGUUGGAGGGAGGGCUAUGGAGGAUCUUGUUAGAGGAGGAUUUAUACAGGGUGUUUUGGAUAUUACAACAACUGAGGUGGCAGAUUACAUAGUUGGAGGAGUCAUGGCAUGCGAGAGUUCCCGUUUUGAGGCAAUGUUAGAGAAGAAGGUACCUUUAGUUCUUAGUAUCGGAGCAUUGGAUAUGGUCAAUUUUGGACCCAAAAACACCAUACCACCGAAAUUUCAGCAAAGAAAGAUUUACGAACACAAUGAACAGGUUACACUAAUGCGCACAACUGUGGAUGAGAGUCAGAAAUUUGCUGCAUUUAUUGCGGACAAGUUGAACAAGUCAUCAUCUAAGGUUUGUGUAUGCCUGCCAAAGUCUGGAGUGUCUGCUUUGGAUGCACCAGGCAAGCCCUUUUAUGAUCCUGAAGCUACUGGUUCUCUUAUAGAAGAAAUACAGAGGCUAAUCGAAACCAAUGAAAAUCGACAGGUUAAAGUUUCCCCACAUCAUAUUAAUGACCUGGAGUUUGCGAAUGCACUAGUGGAUUCAUUCUUGGAGAUCAGUACGAACUUUGAGGGUGAUAGUAGUCAAGCUGUCUGUGAAUCUGCCCAGGAAACUCGAAACAAAAUUUCAGCCCCUCAGCCAAGUUCUCAGAACAUUACACCUGUUCAAUAUAGCCUGAGCAGCUUCCCUGAUGCAAACCCAGAAACACUGAAACGAACAAGGGAAAUACUGCAGCAAUUGAAGCAUCAAAUACACGAGGGCAAACCCAUUAUUGGUGCUGGUGCUGGGACAGGCAUAUCAGCCAAGUUUGAGGAAGUUGGCGGAGUGGAUCUGAUUGUCUUGUACAACUCGGGUCGUUUUAGGAUGGCAGGAAGAGGGUCCUUGGCAGGAUUACUGCCAUUCGCUGAUGCAAACGCAGUCGUACUUGAAAUGGCCAACGAAGUGUUGCCUGUUGUGGAAAAAGUUCCAGUUCUUGCUGGAGUUUGUGGAACUGACCCAUUUCGAAGGAUGGAUUUCUUCCUAAAGCAAUUGGAGUCGAUUGGAUUCUGUGGGGUGCAGAACUUUCCAACUGUUGGGCUAUUCGACGGUAAUUUUCGACAAAAUCUAGAAGAAACAGGAAUGGGAUAUAGUUUGGAGGUUGAGAUGAUUGCGAAAGCUCAUAAAAUGGGCUUCUUAACAACACCAUAUGCUUUCAACCAAGAAGAAGCAAUAGCAAUGGCAGAAGCCGGUGCUGACAUCAUCGUAGCACACAUGGGGCUCACCACAUCGGGUUCGAUUGGUGCAAAAACAGCUGUCUCGAUUGAACAAAGCGUUGUCCUUGUACAAGCUAUUGCAGAUGCUGCUCAUAGCAUCAAUCCCGAUGCAAUCGUUCUUUGCCACGGAGGUCCUAUAUCUGAACCGAAAGAAGCAGAAUAUGUGUUGAAGAGAACAAAAGGAGUUCAUGGAUUCUACGGCGCAUCCAGUUUGGAGAGGCUGCCUGUUGAACAAGCAAUAACUACUAGAGUGCAACAGUACAAAUCUAUAUCUCUCACUUAAUAAACUCUAUUGUCUCUAUAAUGUAUCAUCUUUUCAGUUUGUUUUAUUACCAAAUUCCCCAAAAUAAAGAAAUUAAAGUAAAUUUCUCUUUGGCUAUGAGCUAUGAUUGUGAAAAAUAAUAUAUUGAUUUUUGUAUUUUGCAC
Erythranthe guttata (spotted monkey flower) is the source of this 2618-nucleotide messenger RNA. RefSeq names its product TIM-barrel signal transduction protein. The record is from RefSeq and is a predicted model, not a curated record. NCBI's taxonomy places the organism in Eukaryota, Viridiplantae, Streptophyta, Magnoliopsida, Lamiales, Phrymaceae. Gene Ontology annotation, molecular function: catalytic activity.